AUGCCUCCUUAUUUUGAUAAUGCAGAUUCAGUUACGUUUCGAAAACGCGAAAAACUUGUUGCUCUACUAGGUCGAACUGAUACGGGAAAAACAAGUACAUUUAAUUUAAUGACAGGUCUUUCUCAACCAAUCGGUAAUCGAAUAUCAAGUACAACACAUCAAUGUUAUUCUUAUUCAAAUUUUAUUGAUACACCUGGUUUUGGUGAUACUCGUGAUAGUGAAGCAUCUCAUCUGUCUUUAAUAGAUUUUUUUAUUUCACUAUCAUCUGGUAUUGAUAUUCUACUUUAUUUUGUUCGAUAUGGAGCAAUGAAUUCAACUGAUCUUGAUUUAUUUGUUGAUAUAUAUAAACGAAUAUUAUCUAUUGAAGCUUAUUCAAAUUCUUGUCUUGUUAUAACUGAUUAUUCAUUACCAAAUCUUGAACAAGUAAAUAUUAAUGAACAUGAAGAAAGAAAAUAUCUUCUUAAACAAUUACAUGAUAAUAAUAAAUAUUCAUAUAUAUUAGAUAAAUUUGAUAAUCGAGUUAUAUUUAUUGAUAUAUCACCAUAUGAUUAUAAACGACGAGAACUAUCAAAAGAAAUUAUAGAAAAAUUUCUUCAUUCAUUUCAACCAAUAAAACGUUUUAAUUGUCAAAAUCUUCAAGAUGCAUAUCGUCUUCUUCGACGUACACAAGAAAUGGAAAUACUUUGUUUAGAUUUAAAAACUCAAAUUGAUCAAUUAACAACACAAAAUCAACAUUUAGCACAUUUAUAUGAACAACAAAUACGACAUUGUAAAGAUUUAGAAGAAUCAUAUCAACGUUCAAUAAAACAAUUAGAACGAAUACAUGAACAAACUUUAUUAACUAUUGAAAAUAAUCAUCUAAUAACAAUUGAAGAAAUGAAACGACAAGAAUUUCGUAUAUGUGAUGAAGUUAAACAAGUACGACAUCAAUUAGAAGAAAUUGAACAUGAAAUGGAAAGAAGUUUAACAUUUAAUGUUUUUUCUUAUAUUCCACUUAUUCAUAUUGUAACAAAUAUUAUGGAAUUAAAUACUAAACGACGUAUUACACAACGUAUUCGAAAAACAUUACAUUCGAAAAAGAAACUAUUAUAA
This is a messenger RNA of Rotaria sordida, 1092 nucleotides long. The record is from the annotation of a GenBank genome assembly. Lineage: Eukaryota; Metazoa; Rotifera; Eurotatoria; Philodinida; Philodinidae.